CAGCUCCGGAUGCUCGCCAUGGAUGCCGUCCACGUCGACCACCUCACUUUCGCCCAUACAAACACCCCGCCUGCCCUCGAGAACGUGAACAUUCACCUUCCGCCGGGCUCGCGCACCAUCCUCGUCGGCGCCAACGGAGCCGGCAAGUCCACAUUGCUUCAGAUCCUUGCUGGCAAGCGCCUUGUCACCGCCCCCGGCGCCGUCAUCCAGAUCAAGGACCGCGAUGUCUUCCGCAACACGCCUGAGGGCGUCACCUUCCUCGGCACCGAGUGGGCUAUGAACCCCGUUGUGCGAGGCGACAUCGUGGUAUCGCAUUUUCUCGACUCGAUUGGCGGGUACCGCCACAAGGAGCGCCGGGAUCGUCUCCUUGAUAUUCUUGAUGUUGACCUCGAUUGGCACAUGCACGCCAUAUCAGACGGCGAGCGCCGACGGGUGCAGUUGGUGAUGGGUCUCAUGGCGCCUUGGGACGUGCUUCUCCUCGACGAGGUCACCGUCGAUCUGGACGUGCUCGUCAGAGAUAACCUCCUCUCCUUCCUCAGGGAGGAGUGCGAAACGCGGAAUGCCACUAUUCUCUACGCGACGCAUAUAUUCGAUGGCCUCGACACAUUCCCAACUCACGUUGCGCACAUGCGCUUUGGGACGAUGGUCACUGAACCUACGCCUUGGCCGCUUCCUUCCGAUCCAUCUUCAGGUACAAGCCCCAGCAAGGGCUCCUCGCUUUACGCCCUGGCCCUUCAGUGGCUCAGCGAAGACCGCGAGUAUCGUCGUGCUCUCGAAAAGCAGGGCCGGAAAACGCGUGGCGCCAAGGCUGACCAGGGUGUUCCCACCGACUCAGAGACAUUCUACCGCAAAUACGACUACAGCCAUUAAUACCGAGAGAUCGCAGUGGCGUGUCUCUCGCCAGAGACUGCCUCCGUUCCAAAUCAAAGUUAGCCACUAACGCGCAUUCCAAAUUCACGUGCAAUUUCCGUGCAUUCAUGUGCAUAUCUCAUCAUAUGCAAGCCGCCUUUCCAUACCUGUAAACCAUUUCAACACGGACACGGAGAGUUCAUCCUCGCAUUGGUAUAGAAUACUGUAAUCCCAACAGGUUCAACACUUGUAUCCAUAGCACAUUCAACCGUAAUAGAUGGCUUCCCAUGGC
Punctularia strigosozonata HHB-11173 SS5 is the source of this 1141-nucleotide messenger RNA. Its product is annotated as P-loop containing nucleoside triphosphate hydrolase protein. The transcript is spliced from 4 exons. The record is from RefSeq and is a predicted model, not a curated record. Gene Ontology annotation, molecular function: ATP binding; ATP hydrolysis activity. Bases 19 to 870 code for a protein of 283 amino acids. Lineage: Eukaryota; Fungi; Basidiomycota; Agaricomycetes; Corticiales; Punctulariaceae.